Messenger RNA from Pseudocercospora fijiensis CIRAD86, 710 nucleotides. RefSeq lists its product as uncharacterized. The coding region runs from base 205 to 381 and encodes 58 amino acids. The transcript is spliced from 2 exons. The record is from RefSeq and is a predicted model, not a curated record. Lineage: Eukaryota; Fungi; Ascomycota; Dothideomycetes; Mycosphaerellales; Mycosphaerellaceae.
GUACACUCGCUUGAGCUGAACUCCGAUAUACGUCCUCGCAUUGCUGCAUCGAAAAGCGACAUCGAUACCAUAAGGCUUGCAAAGGUGUAGAAGCAGAGCUAUGGCUGUUGAGCAGCUGGAGGACUAUCGCUGAAGCUCGAUUCCGCUGUGCGUCCUUGCAUUGCUGUCUCGAAAAUCGACGUCCACAGCAUAGCCGAGCAGCCCAUGCGGAAAGAAGCAGAGGCGUGGCCGGCGAGCAUGAAGAAUUCUUCCACACCGAAGAACCUCGGCCGCCGGUACCUGGAUUGCUUCAUCGAGAACCGACCUCAAAUGAGUACUUCAGCCCUUAUGUACGGAGACAAACCGAUCGACGAUGAGCCGUAUGAGCUACCUGGCUCAUGAUCGGCUCCGUUAUGCCGAUCUGUUUUCCUACGUCGCAAAAUAAUCUCGAAUGCGUCCAUUAGUCCCUGGAAACGGAGGCAGACCACUUGGUGGUGAGCGGUCCAAACGAGCUCACUCGAGAUCAGCUCUGCUACGCUGACUUGUAUGGCUGUAUCGCAUAACGACCUCAACAUCAUGGUAUAAUACCAGAUCUCGAAGCGGAAACCAUCUUGUGAGCGGCAGAAAUGACUUCAUCCAAGAUCAGCUCUGCCAUCCUUGCCUGCGUUGCUAUAUUGCAAAACAUCCUCAGCAGCAUGGAAUAUUUCCAGUCCGGGAGCGGGAGUUCAUCU